Molecule: messenger RNA, 3415 nt
Organism: Lagopus leucura (white-tailed ptarmigan)
Lineage: Eukaryota; Metazoa; Chordata; Aves; Galliformes; Phasianidae
Gene: OGDH
Product: oxoglutarate dehydrogenase
Exons: 24
Coding region: 187-3294 (1035 amino acids)
Biological process (GO): tricarboxylic acid cycle
Cellular component (GO): mitochondrion; oxoglutarate dehydrogenase complex
Molecular function (GO): oxoglutarate dehydrogenase (succinyl-transferring) activity; thiamine pyrophosphate binding
Source: RefSeq, a predicted model, not a curated record
CUGCCUGCGGCUCAGUGUGAGCAGGGCACAGGCAGCUCCUUGCAGGGAGGAGUUCUCUGUUCCUCUCUUGCAUUGCAUCAGCUGAGUGCGUUGGGAAUGGGAAAUGAAGCGGUGUGAAGCUGCGGGCUGCUGUGCGGGGUGGGCGCCGCCCGGACAAAGGAACUCGUGUGAGGCUGUCGGACAAACAUGUUUAACUUAAGGACUUGUGCAGCAAAGCUGAGGCCGCUGACGGCCUCUCAGACUGUUAAGACAAUUUCCCAACAGAGGCCGGCAGCACCCAGGACGUUUCACCCCAUCCGGUGCUACAGCACGCCGGUGGCUGCCGAGCCCUUUCUGAGCGGGACUAGUUCAAACUAUGUGGAGGAAAUGUACUAUGCGUGGCUGGAAAAUCCCAAAAGUGUACAUAAGUCAUGGGACAUCUUCUUUCGCAACGCCAACGCCGGAGCAGCUCCAGGCACUGCUUACCAAAGCCCCCCUCCGCUGAGCUCCAGCCUUUCCACGCUGUCCCAAGCACAGUUCCUGGUUCAGGCACAGCCCAAUGUAGACAAGCUGGUGGAAGACCAUCUGGCAGUGCAAUCUCUUAUCAGGGCAUAUCAGAUUCGAGGGCAUCAUGUAGCACAACUCGACCCCCUGGGCAUCCUGGAUGCGGAUCUGGACUCAUCCGUUCCAGCCGAUAUUAUCACAUCCACAGACAAACUGGACCUCGCAGUGUUCAAGGAGCGACUGAGAGUGCUAACAGUGGGAGGAUUUUACGGGCUGGAUGAGUCCGACCUCGACAAGGUCUUCCAUUUGCCCACAACCACCUUCAUCGGAGGAAAUGAGUCGGCUCUUCCGCUGCGGGAGAUCAUCCGCCGCCUGGAGAUGGCCUACUGCCAGCACAUCGGCGUGGAGUUCAUGUUCAUCAACGACCUGGAGCAGUGCCAGUGGAUCCGGCAGAAGUUCGAGACCCCGGGGAUCAUGCAGUUCAGCAACGAGGAGAAGCGAACGCUGCUGGCACGCCUGGUCCGCUCCACCAGGUUUGAGGAGUUCCUCCAUCGGAAAUGGUCUUCGGAGAAGCGUUUCGGUCUGGAGGGCUGCGAAGUGCUGAUCCCAGCCUUAAAGACCAUCAUUGAUAAGUCGAGUGAGAAGGGAGUGGAUUAUGUGAUCAUGGGGAUGCCCCACAGAGGGCGCCUGAACGUCCUUGCCAACGUGAUCAGGAAGGAGCUGGAGCAGAUCUUCUGCCAGUUUGACUCCAAGCUGGAGGCUGCUGACGAGGGCUCCGGUGACGUCAAAUACCACCUGGGGAUGUACCACCGCAGGAUCAACCGUGUCACCGACAGGAACAUCACCCUGUCCCUGGUGGCCAACCCCUCCCACCUGGAGGCGGCUGACCCCGUGGUCCAAGGCAAGACCAAAGCGGAGCAGUUCUACUGCGGGGACACAGAGGGGAAGAAGGUGAUGUCCAUCCUCCUGCACGGCGACGCAGCAUUUGCAGGGCAGGGGAUCGUGUACGAGACGUUCCACCUGAGCGACCUGCCCUCCUACACCACGCACGGCACCGUGCACGUCGUGGUCAACAACCAGAUUGGUUUCACCACUGACCCACGCAUGGCCCGCUCCUCUCCGUACCCCACCGACGUCGCCCGCGUGGUCAAUGCUCCCAUCUUCCAUGUCAACGCUGACGACCCCGAGGCUGUGGUUUAUGUGUGCAAUGUGGCAGCGGAGUGGCGAAGCACUUUCCAUAAGGAUGUGGUGGUGGAUUUGGUGUGCUAUAGGCGCAACGGGCACAACGAGAUGGACGAGCCCAUGUUCACGCAGCCCCUGAUGUACAAACAGAUCCGGAAGCAGAAGCCAGUGCUGCAGAAAUACGCCGAGCUCCUGAUUUCACAGGGGGUUGUAAAUCAGCCAGAGUAUGAGGAGGAAAUCGCCAAGUAUGAUAAGAUCUGUGAGGAGGCCCAUGCAAGAUCCAAGGAUGAAAAGAUCUUGCACAUCAAGCACUGGCUGGACUCCCCCUGGCCUGGUUUCUUCACUCUGGACGGCCAACCCCGCAGCAUGAGCUGCCCCUCCACCGGGCUGAACGAGGAGGACCUGACGCACAUCGGCCAAGUGGCCAGCUCUGUGCCUGUGGAGGACUUCACCAUCCACGGAGGCCUGAGCCGAAUCCUGAAGACCCGCGGGGAGAUGGUGAAGAACAGGACUGUGGAUUGGGCGCUGGCUGAGUACAUGGCGUUCGGCUCCCUGCUGAAGGAGGGCAUCCACAUCCGCCUGAGCGGGCAGGACGUCGAGAGGGGCACCUUCAGCCAUCGCCACCACGUGCUGCACGACCAGAAUGUGGACAAGAGGACCUGCAUCCCAAUGAACCACCUGUGGCCCAACCAGGCUCCCUACACCGUCUGCAACAGCUCUCUGUCUGAGUAUGGCGUCCUGGGCUUUGAGCUGGGCUUUGCCAUGGCCAGCCCCAAUGCCUUGGUGCUCUGGGAAGCCCAAUUUGGGGACUUCCACAACACCGCCCAGUGCAUCAUUGACCAGUUCAUCUGCCCCGGGCAAGCCAAGUGGGUCAGGCAGAACGGCAUCGUCCUGCUGCUCCCCCACGGCAUGGAGGGCAUGGGCCCUGAGCACUCAUCUGCCCGUCCGGAGCGGUUCCUGCAGAUGUGCAACGACGACCCUGACGUCUUCCCUAAGCUGGACGACUUCGACGUGCGCCAGCUGUACGACUGCAACUGGAUCGUCGUCAACUGCUCCACUCCAGCCAACUUCUUCCACGUCCUGCGGCGUCAGAUCCUCCUGCCCUUCCGCAAACCGCUGAUCAUCUUCACUCCAAAGUCGCUGCUGCGCCACCCCGAAGCGCGCUCCAGCUUCGAUGACAUGCUGCCAGGCACCAAUUUCCUCCGGGUCAUCCCCGACAGCGGCCCCGCAGCACAGAGCCCGCAGAGCGUCCGCCGGCUGCUGUUCUGCACCGGGAAGGUUUACUACGACCUGACACGGGAGCGCAAGGCCCGCAACAUGGAGGCAGACGUGGCCAUCACCAGGGUGGAGCAGCUGUCGCCGUUCCCCUUCGACCUCCUGCAGAAGGAAGCUCAGAAAUACCCCAACGCCGAGCUGGUGUGGUGCCAGGAGGAGCACAAGAACCAGGGCUACUACGACUACGUCAAACCGCGCCUGCGCACCACCAUCAACCGCGCCAAGCCCGUGUGGUACGCAGGCCGGGAGCCGGCAGCUGCCCCCGCCACCGGCAACAAGAAGACUCACCUGACGGAGCUGCAGCGGCUGCUCGACACCGCCUUCAACCUGGACGCCUUCAAGGACCUGGCCUGAGACCCCAACCCCCACAGCCCCCCCGCGGCCGCUGCAGCAUGCGCGUGGCUCUGUCCGUCUGUCUUUGUGUCUGUCGCUCGCCUCCCGCCUCCGUCCUAAACUACACGCCUUGUCAACCCAA